Messenger RNA from Lathyrus oleraceus (garden pea), 2480 nucleotides. RefSeq lists its product as uncharacterized. Gene Ontology annotation, cellular component: plasma membrane. Bases 878 to 2320 code for a protein of 480 amino acids. The record is from RefSeq and is a predicted model, not a curated record. The transcript is spliced from 7 exons. Lineage: Eukaryota; Viridiplantae; Streptophyta; Magnoliopsida; Fabales; Fabaceae.
AGCUUUUGAGACUGUUGAAUCAGAGUGACAUUGUUGCACAACCAUUUAUCUACAAUCCUGUCAUAGAUGGAUAUUGCAAAUCCGGUAAUGUUGAUGAAGCUAAUGCAAUUGUCAUAGAUAUGGAGAAGAAAUGCAAACCGGAUAAACUGACAUUUACUAUUCUUAUUAUUGGUCAUUGUAUGAAAGGAAGAGCCCCCGAAGCAAUUGGUAUCUUUUACAAGAUGUUGGGGACCGGUUGUUCGCCAGAUGAAGUUACUAUUAGAACUUUAAGUUCAUGUCUUUUGAAGUCUGGAAUGCCUAGUGAAGCUGCCCGCAUUAAGGAAGCUGUAUUUAAGAGUCAAAACACAAAUUCAUAUAUGCAGCAGUCUCUUUAUUAAAGUGCUACUGAAAAUCAGUGGUUAGGCAUUGCCUUCCACUGUUUUCUCUUGAGAAAAUACACUCAUCAAGCAGCAUGUCAAUAUUUUCUCUAGAUUAUCAACAAGGGAGUCAGAAUUGGCAAUUUCCCCAUGAUUAUGCUGAUGUUGUUGGAGAUUGUUAAUUUAUUUCUCUCUAUUCAUCAUUUUUUACUAUGCAGUUUUAUUUGACAGUCUUGUUCAAUUGUAGUCAUAUUACCUAAAGAGUACAACGAGUUCUUCCUGAAAGAAAUAAAAGUGACUGAAAUAUGGAAUGCUUUCUCAUUGAAAUUUAUCAGUUAGUUUAUUGGUUACUUUACCAAACAGAGCCUUAACUUUUAUUCUUACUUCUAAUUGCAGAUCUUAAGCUUGGAGUUUGAGGUAGUAGUCCGCCUCAUCUCCUAUGUGAGGCCAUUUGGCUUUUCAACGGCUUCAAUUUGGUUCUCCCGUGUAAAAACUCAAUGUCCCCGAAGGGCUAGGAAGUUAUGGGCGGCUAUCAGGAUGCUAAUUAUUAUAGAGGUUCUUGGUGCUGUCGGCUAAUUUUAUUUGUCAUCUGGCUUCCUACUUUCUUACAUGUGACAGCACAAGAAUCACAUGCCGACCAUAGGCGAACCACUUCACUAGUUGAGUUAGCUAAGGAACCUACUUCUGGAGAUUCUGGGCUCUUUGACCCCAUAGAAAUAUCACCUUCCGUCAUACCUAAAGUUCCAUUUCCCACCGAGUCUGUCCCACCAAUGUAUCCUAUUCCUUAUGUCCCAACCAGAUAUGAACCAGUUUUAACUGGUAAGUGCCCUGUAAACUUUUCGCGACCAGAAAUUUCAAAUAUCCUCGAUAAAGCAGCAUUUGAUUGCUUUGGGCCUUUGGCAUCCCUUGUAGGGAAUGUCGUAUGUUGUCCACAAUUUAGUAGCUUAAUCCACAUCUUCCAGGGUUUCUUUGGCAUGAAAUCCAAUAAUCUGGUUUUGUCAAAUGCAGUUGCUGAUCAUUGCUUCUCUGAUAUUGUUAGUAUUCUAGCUAGCAGAGGGGCAAAUAAUACAAUACCCACACUUUGUUCUAUUAAAUCAUCUAAUCUUACAGGCGGGUCAUGCCCUGUGAAGAAUGAUUCUACUUUUGAAAGAACAGUAAACACAAGUAAAUUAGUUGAGGCCUGUAGAACUGUUGAUCCACUUAAAGAGUGUUGCAGACCUGUUUGUCGGCCUGCAAUUAUGGAUGCAGCGCUUCAGAUUUCUGGCCGACAAAUGAUGAUAAAUAAUGACAAUAUGGCUGGGGAAAUGAAUCACACUGAUUAUCUAAAUGAUUGCAAAGGUGUUGUUUAUUCUUAUCUUUCCAAACAACUAUCAUCGGAGGUUGCAAAUAAAGCAUUCCGGAUACUAUCUGCCUGCAAAGUCAACAAAGUUUGUCCUUUGACUUUUAAGGAGCCUUCAGAUGUAAUUGCUGUAUGUAAGAAUGUAGCUGCUCCUAGUCCUACCUGCUGCAGUUCAUUAAAUACAUAUAUUGCAGAGACACAACAAAAAAUAUUAAUUACCAAUAAACAAGCUAUAAUAUGUGCAACACAAUUUGGAUCGAUGUUACGUGGAGGUGGGGUGAUGACAAAUGUUUAUGAGCUUUGUGAUGUCGAUUUGAAAGAUUUCAGCAUACAAGCUUUGCUAGCAUUUGGAGUACAAGGAUGUCUACUCCGAAGCUUGCCGGGAGAUGUGAUAUUUGACAAUUCAUCUGGUGUUAGUUUUACAUGUGAUUUAAGUGACAAUAUUGCUGCACCAUGGCCCUCAUCAUCUUCAUUUACAUCUCUAUCAUUCUGUGCACCUGAGAUGUCAUUACCAGCAUUACCAAUUUCACAGUCAUUGAAAAACAUUGGUUGUAAUUCUGCUGGCGUGGGUUUCCUUCUUGUUAUAUUUACAUUUUUUGUCAGUAUUGUUGUACUGAGAUUUUAGGGUUUUGAAGUGUGUCACGAAGGCAUUUCAAAGUGUCUGGCAAGGGUUUUGCAUGUAUAUUUUUUAAUGGCCUCGUUGUAUAGCAUCCCCCCUCUCUCAUCGCCUUUCCAUGGGUCAUAUGCCUGUUUGAUCAUUAAUGAGUUAGUGCUCAUUUUAUUUA